ACCUCCUAUUAAAGUGGUUAUCUCGCUUGGAGUUUAUCUUUGGGAUUUAAUUUGCACUUUUUCCUGGGAGCAAGUUAGAAUUAGAGAGAUGGUCAAGCAAAUCCGUGUUGUGACGUUGAAUUGCUGGGGGUUGUGGUACCUAAGCAGUCAUCGGGAGAAGCGAAUAAGCCACCUUGGAGAUGAGCUUGCUAGAGGGCGCUAUGACAUUGUCACAUUGCAAGAGAUUUGGAUGGAGAAAGAUUACCAAAGUAUAUGUGAUAAGGCGAAAGAUGUCCUGCCCUAUCAUCACUACUUCCACAGUGGCUUUCUCGGAAGCGGCAUGUGCAUUUUGUCCAAGUGGCCCAUAGUAGAUACACUGUACCACAGCUACUCCCUGAAUGGCUACGCGUAUCGCAUCCUACAAGGGGACUGGUUCGGAGGGAAGGGAGUCGGACUGUGUGUGAUUGAACUUGAAGAUUUCACUGUCAACGUUUAUACAACUCAUAAACAUGCCCUGUAUGCACCCUCCCACGUCUUCUCAGAGGAUGAGCACUUCACGCAUCGUCUCCUGCAGGGCUACGAACUGAGCAAGUUUGUACGAUUCACAGGAACCAACACCGACCUGAAUGUGGUGACCGGCGAUUUCAACACGGAGGAUUUCUCCCUGGGGUUAAAGGUCGCUAAGGUCAACGCUGACCUCAGGGACGCUUGGUUGGAUCGACCCAAUCAGUGCAUGGAUGAGCCCUGCUGCACUGUAGAAGCACCAGAUAAUAGCUACACCAAAACCCAGACAAGCUACUAUGUACACCACCCAGGCAUGCGCAUUGACUAUGUCAUGUAUGGUACCAAACCGAUAUGCCAUACCACCUGCCUGGAUAGCAGAUUGACCUUCAAAAGGAUCCCAGGAACUGAUAUUAGCUACUCGGACCAUGACGGGGUCGAGGCACUCUUUGAACUUAAAAAGGUCAAAGGGGAAGUUCAAAAACCUUCAGACAACACACAGAACCGCCUUGCCGUCCUGCAAGAGAUCCUACCCUACCUCGAUGACUCCAUCCCAAAAAUCAAACGCCAACGCGCCAUCUAUCUCCUCACGUCCCUCCUUCUAUUUGUCCUACUGACAUCCCUCUGGUUGAGUGGUACGUUCCAUUGGUGUACCAGUAUUUAUGCUCGUUCAGGGGCCCUGGUCGUCUUACUGGCACUGGUUGUGUUGGGCUUGGGGGCGCUGAGUAUCGGAGUUUCAGUCAAGACGACGGAGUUGAAUCAGUUAAUUGGGAGGAAGAGGGAUGUAAUGCUGGAAGCGAGAAGUCUGGCAUCGCGGCUCAAAAAGAAGUGAGAAAAUAGAAUCAUACAAGUCAAAAUGAUGUUGCUGCUGAAUCUUUUAAUUUUUGUUUUAAUUUAUUUGUCUAAGCCUGUGUCCAUGAUACGGAGAUACAAGAUACGGAGUUACAUAACUGGGGAUUGCAAAGUAGAUUUUCAUCCGGUUUGAAAUUCACACCCCUAUCAUGUAUCCUGAUCAAUUUUAUGUGUGACGUCAUCACUUUGUGCAUUCUUCUCGUACGUGAUACAAAAAGUGUGACACACGUGACAGCCCAUUGACACAGGUUCAGUACGUUUAAAUUUCUGUCUAUUCACUCAAAAUUUCUACAAAUUUAAUAAUGAUAUCAACUUUACGUUCUUAGUUUUAUGAUGUACCAGACAGGUCGGAUUGCAAUUGGAAGCUCAUAAGAGUGAUUUCUUUCACGAUGUGUUGGGAAUUUUGAGCAUUUUUGUGACAAAAAAUUGUGAUUUGGUUUCCUCAGCAGCAGUACAUAUAUGCAGUGGUGUGAUGUUGAAACUGAAAUUUGAACACGUAUUAGUCGUAAUCAUACAUAUACGGAUACAAAAUUUGUUUUGGAAGUUGAAAGUUUGUAAUCUCAACGCAUCCCCAUUAU
Patiria miniata (bat star) is the source of this 1910-nucleotide messenger RNA. RefSeq names its product putative neutral sphingomyelinase (gene smpd2). Gene Ontology annotation, cellular component: cytoplasm. The coding region runs from base 89 to 1312 and encodes 407 amino acids. NCBI's taxonomy places the organism in Eukaryota, Metazoa, Echinodermata, Asteroidea, Valvatida, Asterinidae. The record is from RefSeq and is a predicted model, not a curated record. The transcript is spliced from 7 exons. Gene Ontology annotation, molecular function: sphingomyelin phosphodiesterase activity.